This is a messenger RNA of Bicyclus anynana (squinting bush brown), 5420 nucleotides long. RefSeq lists its product as uncharacterized. The transcript has 6 exons. The coding region runs from base 95 to 877 and encodes 260 amino acids. Lineage: Eukaryota; Metazoa; Arthropoda; Insecta; Lepidoptera; Nymphalidae. The record is from RefSeq and is a predicted model, not a curated record.
UAUUGAAGACAGUUUAGUCAAAACUGUUUCAAACUGUGGACGUGCUUUCUAUAACAGUGCUGCCGUUACAGUUUGGUGUAAUUAGUGUAAAAUAAUGGCGUUCAAGAUGGGUCAAGUGACUGUUAUUAUGGCGUUUAUGGUAACAAUAGCCCGAGCGAUAGACGUAAACGUCACGGGCGAAUGGGAGCCCGAGCGAGGAUGGGAGGUGGCUUGCAGUUGGCAGACCCUGCCGAAUGACACGCUGCAGUCUGUGAGGCUCUACUUCAAUGAUCAACAGUUCAUGGUCUAUAGACCUGAGUUACACGGUCGACGUGUCUACGACGUUUUACGCGGUACCGACAAGGUGAUGACAGUUAACUGCACCGCCUUAACCUACAGAGCUCAGGAAGGUCAAUGCCUUCUAUUAUUGGAGCCCAUCCAACCCCCUGACGGCAACUAUAACUACUCCUGCGAGGUUUCCGGCGAGAGACCCUGGUUUAGGAUCGCGAAAAAGGACUAUGUGAUACGUGCAUUCGUUCCACCAUCAGAUGCGACCCUAACAAGCAAACAGCAGGACGACUCAUCCUUGAACCGAGUGGUUAUGAACUGUUCCUCCGCUGGUCUGCCGGCGCCAACCCUAUCGUGGACAGUCGGUGAUGAUAAGGUCCAAGCGGACUUCUCUGGUCGUUCAUGGAGUCAGACAUCAAAACUAUGGCACGUUUGGUCCUAUCUCUCGUACACAAGAAACGAUGAUUCCCAAGUACUGUGCAGUCCUGAAGUCACUUCAGACGAUGAGAUUGUUAGAGGGAAAGCAGCGGAGUACAAUUCUGCGAAUAAUUUGAGCUUGAUCGGUGCAGCAGAGUUAACCGCAAUUGUUUUAACUCUAAAUAACGUUUAGUAGCUGAUGGGUGAUCCACAGCGAGACGGACAUUACAAAUGGACAUAUACUUAAAUGAAACGAAGACUUGAUAGUGUAUCGUUUUCUUUUAUUUCAGUAGAGUAUCGUUGUUGACUUAUAACAUUUAUCAAGAUGCGCGUUUUACUGGAACGAAUAUCUAACCUAAUAUAUCUUAAUGAAAAUUUAUAAUUAUGUAUUCGUUUAAGUUUUACUUAUAUUUUGCGAUCUCGAAAUGCGAUCCAUGGCCCAAAAAGGAAAGGAUUUGUUCAUGAAUUUAAAAGAAUAUGUGUGUAUUUUUAAUAGUUCUUUUAGAUGUUUGACAUUGCAAAGCAAUGAUACCUACAAGUUAAAAUCACAAAAUGAAACAUUUUUAUUAGCUACAAAAUUAAUACUGAAAGUAUUCGACAUAUUUUAAAACGCGAACGAGACUUUAAGUUGUACCUAUGUUUUAAGUAUUAAAUACAACGUCAUUUUAGCGCACUAUAGGAUCACGUACUAUGACGUCACAAAAACCAAGACACUUUAUUGGUUGCGUAUUGCUAGUACGGUUACGUCACUUUUAGAACCGACCAAUAGCGAACGUUUCAUUAUAUUUAAUUUGCCAGGCAAUUUAUACAACGUUUUAUUAACUAACAGAGAUUAGACAGUCGUUCCAGUAUAACACUUUUAAACAUUACAACAAUAAAAAAGGAUUUGGUUACAACCCACACAUACUUAUAAAAAGUAACAAAGACAGAAAGAGAGAAAACCACACUUGUAUAACGUAACACAUUUUGUGAAAACAGUAACAUAGAAAUAUGAGACAUUUUUUAUAAUUUUGUUUAUUAUUUAUAGCAUGAUUACGUCACAACUUUAAAUUGCUUAGAUCGAAAAAACAUAACAUCAGUUUUGAGAUUUGGUAAGUAUAUUUUACGUCACAUACCUACGCGAAAGUUAGUUACACUUGGCUCUGUCGCAGCUUUAAACUCGGGUCAAGUCGGAACUAUUGAAAGGUAUAUUCCAAAAAGUACAAACUAGACUUUUAGAUUGCUUCAAAUUACCAAGUUUUUUUUAAUGCCCAACGACAGAGAAUACCGCUAGUUUCGAGUUAUUCGAGUAUUUUGGGAAUUCCGUGUAUUUAGAUUUAGUGGUAAGACAAACACACUUCUUUUUGGAAACUCGAUUAACCGGACUUAUAAGAUUUCGUGAAUUGAUUGGAUUAUAAAAUGCUGUAUUUAGGAUCCUUCAUGAAGAUUUAAUAUUCCAUAUAAGUUAUUUGUUUCUCUAAGCUUAAAAUUAGGGUAACUUCUGUCAAGAAAUAAUCUUGCUUUUGAAUAAUUAUGAAAUAAUUGGAUGUAUAUUGAUUUUUAAUAAUACUAUAUAAUGUCUGCGUUACUAAAACAAUAAAAAAAAAAAUUACGUUACUAAGUAGGUAUAUUGUUACAUUUCAGUUAUUUCACUCUUUUGAUUCGGUCUAGUAAAAUUGAGAUUAUAUUUAAUUAAAGUUCAAAUAAUCGAGUCUACAUUUGUAACUGUAAUGUAAAUGAGUAAGUAUGUGUUAUGUAAGGUGAACAUAAUACCCAUUACAAAUCUGUAAAUUAAAUUUAUCCUUUUACUACUGUCAUGAAUGAAUGAUUCCAUAAUCAGAAUUAUACAAAUUAAAUUACAUAUAUAAUAAAUAAAAGUUACUUUAUCAUAGUUAUGUGUACAGUAGGUAUAUUAUAUAGUAUUUGGCAUUCGGAUAAGAUUUACAAUUUUACAUCACUAUAGAUUACAUUUUCAAGUUUGAUCGGGUAACAUAUUAAAAUCCAUUUUAUUUAGUAACUAGAAAUCUUAAUAUAUUGUAAAUAUAUACUAUAAUAAUUAUGAAUUAUCUGUAAUAGAACCGUUGAUAGACAUAAGGUGAAAACACAAAACUUCGUUGCGAAACGAUGCGAAUUGACAACGCAUUAAACUACGAAGCGAUAGAUUCGCAUAUUUUGACGGCCUCUGUGGUGCAGUGGUUCUGGAUUCGAUCCGCGGCUGGGCCGAUUGUAGUUUUCUUAAUUGGUCCAGGUCUGACUGUUGGGAGGCUUCUGCCGUAGUAGUACGUAGUACUACCCUACCGGCAAAGACGUACCGCCAAGCGAUUUAGCGAUAUUACUUACCAUCAGUUGAGAUUGUAGUCAAGGGCUAACUUUUAAAGAAUAAAAAAAAACAUAGAAGACGUAAAAAUAUGCGUCUUGCUCGCAAGCUAUCCGAAAAAGGAGACAGCGAAUAUUUUUUUUUUAUAUUCUAUUCCUAUUUUUUAUUUCACAUAGAAUCAUCGAUCUCCUAUUAAAAAGUAGAUGCACAAUCAGCGACCAAAAAACGUCCCCACUCAAUGAGUGCCAAGCACAACUUUUUGGCACUCAAUUCAAAUAGUCGCAUUCGCAAAUUCACCUUAUACUCAAUCCCUAAGGUUUAAUUUGCUCUGAAUUUGGGAUUUUAUUGAAUACUAGCGGAUGCCCGCGACUUCGUCCGCGUGAAACUCGACGUAAACUUUCAACUACCCCUACCCUACCCCUACCCUACCCCUACCCUACCCCUACCCUACCACUACCCUACCCCUACCCCUACCCCAUUUUCUAAUUAUUAUUAAUAUGAACUUUAUACAAUAACAAUAAAGCUCAAAUUGACUACGUUUUAGUUACAAAUCAUUUGUAUGGGAAAAAGAAAAGGGCUAUUUUUAGGGUUUUUCCAGCAAUAAUUCUAAUUUUUCUCGCCGUAAAAACCAUCCUUGAACUUUAACGAACAUUUUAAAAAAUUGGUCCAGGCGUUGUUGAGUUAUGCGCUUACCAACACAUUUUGCGAUUCAUUUUUAUAUUAUAGAUUGGCCUUCAGGAAUAAUUUUAUUUACCAAUAAUUCUAAAAAUGCUAAAGCAAAAUUAGCUAGUUUUUAAGUGACGCUUUCAACAUGAUUGUGCGUCUAUUUAUUAUAAGAGGUCAAUGUCUGUUACACAUUAAAUAUAUAUCACAAUAGAUCAUAUAGAUCGCAAGUUUUUGCGAAGAAUCGCACGAUUCGCAGAUUACUACGAUACACUAAAGUUUUGUGUUUUGACCCUUACAUUAGCGUGCGCACAAUUUAGGAUCAAAAUGUAAAGAAAAAAAAUAUCUGUACAGAUUUUAAUAAUAUUUUAACAUUAUAUUUUUUAAACAUGGACGUAAUUCGACGCAAUUGAUUUGAAAUAACUUUUUAAAUUUAAAAUAAGUGUAAAUACAAUUUUAUUUUUAAUUAAAUAUAAUAACUAUGGUGCUAAUCCUUAACUAAGCUGACAGUCACAAAAGUAAUGCAAUCUCUUUUCUUCAUUAUACUAUUGAUAAGGAUAGCAAUACUUCGGGUGCUGUAAAUUUAGUUCAGGAUUUGUGUACAAUUUUCAUACGAUUUAGCACCGUUUUAUAUAUACAGUAAGAAUGAAAUUGGAAUGACUAGGUCAUUGAGAUAGAAGCUCAAUAUAUUUGGUUUAUAACUUCGAAGAUAUAUUUAGCUAGGGUUUACAUUAACAACUACUUUUUGAUAAUCCAUUAUUUCGGCGAUCAUAUUCAAAGUACCAUUCGCAAAGUAUUUUCAAUGCAUACGUUCAAUAUUUUUUCAAAACAUUUACUUAGAAUCGAUCGCUGAAAUAUGGGAAGGUUAAAGCUCGUGUCACAUAAAAAGUACACUGUUAAAAUCGCUCAGUCAAAUAUUUAUCACGAGUACAUUUAUUACAUUAUAUUAAAAUAACUAGCUUACAGUACUCUACCUAAAAAAACAGUUAAAUGUUAGUUAAACUUAAGUGUGAUUUGAAAUCAAGAUUUUAAUUAAUUUUGGUAAAUAAGCAACGCUCAGUCAUUAUAACAGACUUUACUUAUUAAAAGUAAGUAUUUUUGAUUGAGAAUUAGCCAACCAUGGUAGCUGGUCGGUUUUCGGAGAUAAAAUUUCCAGAUCCUAUAAUCAUCAAGAUUAAUUUGACUGGUUCAUAGACUACGUAUGAACGGGUCAUAUGUAUCUAUUAUACUAGCGGAUGCUCGCGACUUCGUCCGCCCUUAGAUCUCCUUAAUCCGCCCCUAUCGCAAAAUCCGUUAUUAGCGGAUACCUACUAACUAUAGACUACUUCCCUACCAUUUCAUCUUUUUACGUCAAGCGGUUUCCGAGAUUUCGUAUUAUUUAUGCAUAAUUACACGUUACUGGGUAUUGUAUUACAUCAAUUAGGCCUAUAAGAUACCCAGUAAUAAAACAUACACAAAACAUAUGUGUAAAGUGCUCAGCGUACUUAUUAUGUGACACCAGUUAUAUAAUAUUAUAAGAUUUCGUAAUUAUUACCAUUUCUCUUACAAUUAUAAGAUAUUAGUUAAGUUAUAUAUAUGUACAACGUUUGAUUCAGUUAAAAUGUGAAUCAAAUUUGUGCGUUUUAGAAUAUUUUACUUGUAGAGCAAUAUUCCACCAAAGACAUGUUCUAAAUUACAACUAGUUUUGAAUUUUCAAAUGUUUAUAAAACGUUCACACAUUAUUAUUAUUUUAUUAUGACUUCGAGUUAGAAAAUAUUAAUUAAAACGCAUUGGUGAU